UCAGUGUCACAUCCUUGUCAGUCAGUCUGUGUUCAUCUUGCCUGCAGCUCAUCUUGCAGGAUGAAAGUCCACUGGUGGAGUUGGGUGUUGGGAUUUCUCUGCAUGCCUGCUGAGGUGAUGCUCUACAAUUGGACAGUCUCUCAAAGCCCCUCGUCCCUCUCUUUCAUGAGAGUGAACUCAUCGGUUGAGAUCUCGUGCUCCACGUCGCUGUCCGACCCGGACGGUCUCUACCUGUACGGGCGUUUCCACGGCGAUAAGAGCAUCGUGUACCUAUCCUUGCACGAUGGACAAGUCGUCAAAACCACCCCGGCUACAGAAUUUACAGGCCGAAUUCACGUGACUCCAGAGCAGCAGAUGGAGGCAGGUACUGGGUUCACGCUGAAUCUGUCUCUGCUGGAGCUCAGUGACACCGACUUCUACUACUGCUCCUGGACUCACUUCGUAUCGCAGACUGGCAGACUGGAAAACCAGCCAAGCAAUGGCACCGUGAUCAUUAUCACAGAGCACGAUCCUCAUCUUCACUGCAGGGACCAGAUCUGGGAUCUGACCUUGAUUUUCUCAGCAGCAUUCACUGGCAUCCUGCUCUUCAUCAUUGUAGCACUGGUUCUGCAAUGCAGAGCGUUUAAGAAGAACUUCAGACCUGCCAGAGCUGAAAAACUACUCAGACCCAGAAGCCCUCCGCACGUUUGCCCUCAGCACAGGACACAGGAGUGCAGCCCCUAUAUGGUCACAUCUACGAAUGCUCUGGACUUCAGGGGCAUUCUGUGA
This is a messenger RNA of Solea solea (common sole), 768 nucleotides long. RefSeq lists its product as uncharacterized. Bases 61 to 768 code for a protein of 235 amino acids. The record is from RefSeq and is a predicted model, not a curated record. Gene Ontology annotation, cellular component: membrane. Gene Ontology annotation, molecular function: signaling receptor activity. The transcript is spliced from 4 exons. Gene Ontology annotation, biological process: adaptive immune response. Lineage: Eukaryota; Metazoa; Chordata; Actinopteri; Pleuronectiformes; Soleidae.